This is a messenger RNA of Lotus japonicus, 3815 nucleotides long. RefSeq names its product putative E3 ubiquitin-protein ligase LIN-2. NCBI's taxonomy places the organism in Eukaryota, Viridiplantae, Streptophyta, Magnoliopsida, Fabales, Fabaceae. The coding region runs from base 463 to 3579 and encodes 1038 amino acids. The transcript has 8 exons. Gene Ontology annotation, molecular function: zinc ion binding; ubiquitin-protein transferase activity. Gene Ontology annotation, biological process: protein ubiquitination. The record is from RefSeq and is a predicted model, not a curated record.
AUGAUUAACCAAACGGCCUGCAAAUACCUAAACAAAAAAUAAAGGGAAAGACAAUGUGUGUCUACCGUCCUUGAAACAUUCAAAAUAUUGGCCUUUCACUUGUCAAAUGCGUUCUCUUGCUGCCAAAUGUUCUUUUUCACUCCACUUUCUGUUUGUCAUUUUGUUUUUAAAUCAACCCCAUUAGUUUAUAUGAUGGUCUUUCACCAAUCAGUAUCUCUAUCAUUCUUCUUUACUCUCUUCUCCCCUUAUUUUUUCAUUUCUCUCAAGACUACACACACACACAUACCACAAGACUAGACUAAACCUGGUUUUCAUAUCACAGUUUCAGUUGGAGUUUUCUUCUAACAAGCUUGAUUCUUUUGCCAGAGAUGUUUCAAACCAAGACCAACAACAACAAAAUCUCAGUUACAAUUUGGUGAAAACAAUUCACUUUUUGUGAGGGGAUUGAUUAAUUUCAUAUAAAUGGCUUCAUCUUUAGAGGAGCUUCUUGCAAAGGAAGGGUUCAAAGGAAGCAGAAGAGUCACAAAGGCUCGAUCUUCCUUCCACCAUGGUGCUUCAAGUGAGCCACUCCACUCUUUGGAAGAUAGACUUUGUGUAUCAGGUGAUAGAAUUAAAACACACAGAACAAAGUCCAAUGACUCACUACAUCAGUUUAGAAGUAGAUUGUCAAAAAGUGAUACUCACUCUGCUAAGAACCAGAGGCCAAGAGAUAAUGAUUUUACAGGAGACAAAAAUGAUGAACCGUUGAAGAACGAGACUGAGAAGAAAUCUUCAAGGGACUCAAACGCAGGCAAAAGAUUUGAUAAAAAAUCAUCAGAAGACAAGUCAAGGUAUGGGGUGAGUGGGAAAGAAGAUGGUAGAUUUGAUGAUGUUUAUUCAAACCGAGUGUCUAAUGCAAAAAGAGGCAAUGAAGAAUAUUUCAAUGAACUUGUGGAAAAGGAAAAGAUAGGCAAGAUGCAUAGCAGAAGUUCUAGUAUACAUAUGCUUAGACUCUCGAGUGCAAUUAGAACACAAGACUCGAACACGAGAUCUAAUAGCAAAGGCUUUGAAGAUAGCAGGAGUAAAAAUGGCCAUCUUGCUAUGAAAGCAGAUUCUAAUCUUCCUCUUGAUGAAGUUGCUGUCCAAGCAGUAGUUUCCAUUCUAAAUGGAUAUAUAAAUAGUUUUCAAAAGGAUGAAGAUUUUCGGACUACUUUGCGCCACAACUGUUUCUCCUCCUUGAAUUUUAUUGAACUGGGUGAAGAGAACAAUAGUGAGACCAAAGUCAUUAGAAGUCUUGAGCAAGCAAUUGAAACCAUAGAAAAAUCUGCUGAGGAACCUAUUUCUGCCACAUAUCUGAAAAGAGCCACCAUGCAGCUUAGCAUUAUUACAGGUUUGAGUUUAAAUGAUUUAAAGUAUGCAUGUACAUGUGGGAUCCCAAAUUAUAAGUUGUCAGCUUGUGCUCAUCUUUAUCUCAGUGUGGUGUAUAUGACACAAAGAAAAAACAAAGUGUCAGCAAAGCAUCUCUUGCAAGUGUUUUGUGAUUCACCUUUGCAGGCAAGGACAAUUUUGUUGCCUGAACUGUGGGAGCAUCUAUUUGCUCCACAGUUUUCCCAUUUGAAGGCAUGGUUUAAUAAAGAAGCUGGAAUUCUAGUAGAUACACCAAGCAAAACAAGAAAGCUAAGGCUUCUUCAGAAAGUGUAUAAUGAACAUUUGGAUUCUGGAACUCAUAUAUUUGCGGUGUAUUACAAAGACUGGCUCACUGAAGGGGUAGAAUCUCCAACUAUUCCUUCUAUUUGCAUUCCAUCAAUAUCUUCUAGUGGAAGCCAGCAGGGAAGUUCACUUGGUAAUUCUUCAGAGUCGUCUAGCUCUACUGAACCAUUCUCACCACAGCCAAUGGUCAGCAAGAAACUGUAUGAAUCUGUCUUUGCUAGCUCUAGUAGGCCAGAAGCCUGUGAAGUUGGUGAUAAUCAGGAUGAAGAUAGCCUAGAAAAUUGUGUGAGAGGCUCUUAUGGUUCAACUAUUGUCAAACAAACAUUAAUAUAUGAGUCUGAAACUGUUAGAUUUACAGAUCAAGAAACUGAAGAUUUCACUCAAAGUGGUGCACCAACUGAUGCAUUACAUCCGCUAAAUAAGGAAAGUUCUACUUCUGAAGGAUCAUAUUUUCCGAGCAUUCCACAGGAAUUUAUCUGUCCUCUGACUGGAAAUAUCUUUGAAGAACCCGUCACUCUAGAGACUGGUCAAACCUUUGAAAGAGAAGCCAUGAAAGCAUGGUUUGAAAAUGGAAACAGAACAUGCCCGAUAACAAGAAAUACUUUAGAAUGUGUAGCCAUGCCAUUGACCAACCUUAUUUUGAAGCGUUUGAUAGAUGAUUGGAAGUCCGAACGGUUUAAUCUCCUUCUGGAUUUCGCUUCUCAAACAGUGGAAAUUUCGGAGAUGCUUAGGUUGAAAAAGAAGGAUGAAGCUGCUGUUUUCAAGUUAGAGGGUCUUCUCUCCUCUUUGAAAGAAGAGGAUAAAUCCACUUAUGCAAAGCAUCUCAUCUCUAUAGGUGUUCUUUCAUUUCUCUUUAGGAGGUUUGAACUGGGAAAUAUGGAGGAGAAAUCACAUGUCAUAGCACUCUUGCUAAAUUUUAUUCGUGCAGACUCUAGUUGCAUAUAUCAGAUAGCAAGAAGUGUUAACAGAAAAUGUCUUCUAGAGCUUCUUCAUAGCAAGGUUACCCCAAUAACAAACGCAAUACUACUCCUUACUGAACUUGUAUCUAUGAAGAGGAGAACAGAUGUUACUUCAUUCAUAAGUGGCUUGGUGGGUGAAGAUGUAUUUAGUACAAUGCAUGUUCUGCUCACGUAUCUCGAGAAUCCUUCUCUACUUGAAAAGCCUCUAAUUGCUGUCCUUUUGUUACACUUUGGUCUACUGGUUGAGCCUGAUAGGUUUAGCAUAUACAGAGAAGUGGCUGUGAAUGCCAUUGCAGUGGCACUUGACGCCAGCUUAAACGAUGAGAAGGCCCGAAAAAAGUGUUGCAGAGCACUUCUAAUCUUAUGUGGCCAUUUUUCUUCUGAAGGGAAGACAACGACCAAGACUAGCAUCUUAAAGCAUGCAGGCUAUAAUAAUGAUGACUCAGAAUUAAAACCUCCUAGACAUAAAGAAGAGGGUCAACAAUCAUAUGUAACCAUUUCAUCAGAAGAUGACGAAGAAAGGGGUGAAGAGUUGCUAAUGAACUUGUUAGAAUCAUUAAUUGGUGAUGGGGAAAGCCCAUUUCUAAAGACCAUAUCAAGAUGUUUAGAUUCUAGACACCUAGACUUGGUGAGGACAUGCCUAAUAACUGUUACAUGGUUGAGCUCCUCACUAUCAACACUAUUUCAUGCUGGAUUUCAUCUUCGCGCCUUCUUAGCUAUCAGCUCUCAGUUGAAAAGAAUCUUGGAAAAUGGAGAAAUUGAACUCAAGAUUCUUUCAUCUGUGUCCUUGCUUAACUUCAGUAAAAUAUCAGAAUGCAGAAUGAUUUUGAAGACAAUGGCAGAAGAUAUUGCUCCCCUUCUUUGUGGACUUGUUGAUGUAACAUGGACUGCAAAACAGUUGCAUGCCAUUGUGUCUAGGGAGAAUCUGUAGCAUUAUACAAAGUACAUCUAGCAAAUUUUUCUUUUUUCAAAAUUUGUUCUGUCAUAGUCUCAUAGAUUGUGUUAGAAAAAGCAAAUAUUUAACAUUGUACAUUCUUGUCUAGAAACAUUGUAAACAUGGCUUCCCCACACAUACCUUAUUAGACAAAGACAUGCACAAAAAUACGAGUAUUACUUAGAAAGUGUCCAAUUCCUAGAAAUCAAUAUAGACAAGUCACACUAAGCUUC